AAAAAAAAUUGAAAAAAAAGAAAAUCAUGCCGACGUCCCUCAAUCAUUACAAAAAACGAGAUUAGAUCCUUACAAUCCGCGCGAACGCGUCGGCGACGCGUUUCCGAGCGCCACGUGUCCAAUUACGGCAAUAACUUCCCAGAUCCAACUGUAAAUCACGACAACCAUAAAUACCCUCACAACUGAAGUCGACGAUCCCAUUUCUCACACAAUCAAUCUCAAUCAUGUCGUACUUCCCUAAAGGCCACCACGACUCCGGCGACGAGGUCGACGACUUCGACGACUACGAUCCCACCCCCUACGGCGGCGGCUACAACAUCGAAUUAACCUACGGCCGCGCCCUGCCCCCCUCCGACGAGACCUGCUACCGCAACACCUCCUCCGCCUCCGACGACUUCGACUACGACCGCCCCCAAUACACCUCCUCCGCCGAGCCCUCCGCCUACGGCCAAGACGCCCUCGACAACGAGUACAAGAGCUACGCCCGCCCCAAACCCCGCCCCGGCGCCACUCGCCCCGGCGCCGGCGGCUACGGCGUCGACUCCGGCCACGAAUCGGGCGGCCGGAGGCCCGAACACGGAUCCUCCGGCGGCGGCGGCGGCGGGUAUGGUAGGAAGCCCGAAUACGGUGAGCAAGGAUCCGAAUACGGAUCCGGCGGAGGCGGGUAUGGUCGGAAACCCGAGUAUGGGGAGCAAGAAUCCGAAUACGGAUCCGGCGGAGGCGGGUAUGGUCGGAAGCCCGAAUACGGUGAGCAAGGAUCCGGCGGCGGCGGGUAUGGUAGGAAACCCGAGUACGGGGAGCAAGGAUCCGAAUACGGAUCCGGCGGCGGCGGGUAUGGUAGAAAGCCCGAGUACGAGGAGCAAGGAUCCGAAUAUGGAUCAGGGAGGAGGCCCGGAUACGAGCAGCCCGCAUCGGAAUACGGAUCGGGCGGGUACGGGAGGAGGCCCGAAGCUGAAUCUGAGUAUGGAUCUGGGCAGGGGCGGAGGCCCGAGAGGGAGGAAUAUGGAUCUGGCGGGUAUGGGAGGAAGAGUGAGGAUGAGAGUGGUGGGUAUGGGCGGAGGCCGGAGAGGAGUGAGUAUCAGACUGAGGGUUAUGAGAGACCCAGCUAUGGUAGGUCUGAGGAAGAGGAUUACAGGAAGCCUAGCUACGAGAGGCGUGAUGAUGAUGAAGAGGGGAGGAGCUAUGGCCGCAAGAAAUAUGUGAGAUUUUUUCAUUUUCAUUCUCAUAUGAUUCAUUUCAUGACUUUGAUCGCUCUUUCUUCAAGUUUAUAUGUGCCUUUUUGUUCAUCUUUUGCUAUUGUGAGGUUUAGGAUUGCUAGAUAAUUACAUUUUGGAUAUUUAAGUUGUUUGAAGGCUAUAGGAUUUGUAGAAAUUUGGUAUAUCUUAUAGCCAUUGAUCAUUUCUAUGAUUUGAGAUAUCUUGUUAAAGGCUCUAGAAUCGUAGAAAUCCUUACUAUGGUGAAGAUAAAAAUACUCUAAAGUAAAAUAAAUGCUCUAACAGGUCAAUUAAGCUGUGGUUUGUUGAUGAGAAAGUGUAAUAGGCAUUGAAGCUUGACAAGCAUUUAUGGCUGAUUUAGAGAGUGUUUGGUGCUUAUAAGCUCGUUAAAAUAGUUUAUAAGUUGUUUAUGAGUUUAUAAGCCCCUUCAAAUUGUUUGGUAAAAUAAGCUCUUAAACAAUUUAUAAGUUGUAAAAAUAAGCUUCUGGAGCUUAUUUUUUUCAUAAUUUUAUAUGCAACAAUCGUUUUAUAAAUAUUCUUCAACUAUGAUUUGUUAUUUUAUAUCAUAUCCAUACUUAUAAGCUUAAUUAUCCAAAUACUUUACAUCUUAUAAGCUCUUUAAAGAUAACCUUAACCAAACACUCUUAGUUGGUUGUUUUGAUGAUUGUGGUGGAGUUCCAGUGGUAAAUUAAACAUGUUAUUUUGAGAUUUCUAAAGAUGGAUAAUGUGCAGGGAGAUAAUGAUGAUGAGUCUGAAGACGAGGACAAGCGUGGCAGGCACUCCCACCGCAGGCAAUAUGAUGACUGAUGCUGCCGCUGCCGCUGCCGCCGCCGCCAUUUCCUUUUCCUACUGCUCUGCUCUGCUAAAUAAAGAGACUGUGUGUUGUUCUUCACUUUGCUGUUUGGUUUACUUUUCAGUGUGGUAAUGCAUAUUGAGCUCUUCUUAGCCAUAUGCUUCAAAUAAAGAGAGAAAACUUGACUCUUUGUGAAUUCUUAUAAUUUGUGUGGUUUAUAUAUGAAUACCUCCACAUGUUUGUGGAAGUAUUUGAUUA
Molecule: messenger RNA, 2265 nt
Organism: Salvia miltiorrhiza (redroot sage)
Lineage: Eukaryota; Viridiplantae; Streptophyta; Magnoliopsida; Lamiales; Lamiaceae
Exons: 2
Coding region: 225-1322 (365 amino acids)
Molecular function (GO): phosphatidic acid binding
Source: RefSeq, a predicted model, not a curated record